GCGAGCCCAGUCCAGAAAUUGUAUAGCCAGUACGAGUACCCAGCCAAGCUAUAACUAGCAAGCAAUUGGGUGUGUUUCUACACAGGGGGCUCAGCAUUCACAAUGAGGACAAUAACAACACCCUCCUGACAUUUACAGCAUACACGAAGUGGAUCUGUCGAGGCACAAGUAAUAGCCAUGGAUACAAGCGACAGUAAGGACGUGAAGCUCUCGGCCGAAGUUGAACCCUUCAUCCCCCAGAAGAAAGGUCCGGAAGGUGCUCUGGUUGCAAUGAGCCUGUCAGGCGAAGGUGGAGGGGGCAGUGCCGGCAGUGGGGUCGAGCCCACGACCAUCCCCAGCUAUCUCAUCACCUGCUACCCCUUCGUCCAGGAGAACCAGCCCAACCGGCAACUCCCCCUGUAUAACGGAGACAUGAGAUGGCAGCAGCCCAACCCCGGCCCCGGAGGCCCCUACUUGGCCUACCCCAUCCUGUCGUCCCCCCAGCCUCCCGUAUCCAGCGACUACACCUACUACCAGAUCAUGCCGGCCCCCUGUGCGCCCAUGAUGGGCUUCUACCAGCCCUUCCCCUCCCCGUACGGGGCGCCGGUACAGGCGGGGGUGGUCAACGCCGUGUCGACAGACUGCAGCGAUCGCACAGCGGCUGCAGGCCAGGCCUUCGGUGUGUCCGGCCAGAGGGGACGGGGCAUCGUCCGGACGACCAUGCUGCCAAAGCAACUCUCUCAGCCAAUGAGGAGCAAGAGACCCCCAAUGAGGAGUGUUGCCGUGCAGAAGGAGGUCAGCGCGUCGGGGCCUGACGGCAGGGCGAAGACCGUCCUUCUGGUAGAUGCAGCCCAGCAGACCGACUUCCCGGGGGACGUCUCCAGCCGCUCGCUGUCGGAGAGGGCCAGCCCGCUGCUGUGGAAGAACAAGCCCCGGAGGAGACGGGCGUCCCAGCCCACGGCCGAGUCCUCCAGCGAGCACGGAGCCAGCGAGGCGGACAUCGACAGCGACAGCGGCUACUGCAGCCCCAAGCACAACCAGGCAGCGGGGACUGCCCCGCGGAGCGCGGAGCACGGCGUGUCCACGGGAGUUGAAGCUGGAGUGAUGACAGCGGUGAGCUGGGUCAAUGUGGCAUCCCAGGCCACUCAGAAACCCUGGGUGGACAGAACGGCUGUCUACUACAGAGGAGGGAAAGCACCCGACCAAAGAAACGGCCCCCAGGCACCGUCCUUUCAACAGGUGCGUCACUCUGAACAGAUGGACUUCCAGGCGGGGUACCACGGGCGAGGCUGUGGCCCCUCGUCGGACAGGGGCCCCGGGCUCCCUAAAAGGCUGCAGGAGGGUACGGUGCAGGUGGCUACCCAGCCGCCUGGGGCCCAGCUCAACACCGAGCCUCUCUAUUUUGAGGAUGAAGAUGAGUUUCCGGAGCUGGUUUCUGGGGGAGCCACACCUCGGAGUAAGCCGGAACAGGCACAGCCCAAGAUCCCUAAAAACCUGCUUGAGAACCUUCCGGAAAGCUCCCCCAUCAGCAUCGUGCAGACACCCAUCCCCAUCACCACGUCAGUGCCCAAAAGGGCAAAGAGCCAGAGGAAGAAGGCCCUGGCAGCUGCUCUGGCCACGGCACAAGAGUACUCCGAGAUCAGCAUGGAGCAGAGGAAACUGCAGGAGGCCCUGACUAAAGCCGCGGGGAAAAAGAGUAAGACCCCGGUGCAGCUGGACCUGGGAGACAUGCUGGCCGCCCUGGAGAAGCAACAGCAGGCCAUGAAGGCCCGCCAGCUGACCAACACUAAGCCCCUCUCCUACACAGUCGGCACGACCACCCCGUUCCACAGCAAGGACUCGGGCAACAAGGCGCCGGGGCAGAAGGGCCAGGCCUAUGUGGGGCCCCACAAUGCACUGGACUCCAGCGCUCCCCGCAUGAAGAGGGGGAAGGAGAGGGAGGUGCCCAAAGUGAAGAGGCCCACUGCACUGAAAAAGAUCAUUCUGAAGGAGAGGGAGGUGAAGAAGGGGAAGCUCUGUCUGGACCAGGGCGGGGCGGGGCAGGAGGAACAGGCUGGAGAGGAGCUGCACUUUUCGGAUGACCUGCCCCGAGAGAGCGUGUCCCAGGAGGACAACAGUCUGAGCAUGCCCAGUGACGCCUCGCUGUCGCCGGCCAGUCAGAACUCGCCCUACAGCAUCACGCCCGUGUCCCAGGGUUCCCCCGCCAGCUCUGGGAUCGGGAGUCCCAUGGCCACAUCCGCCAUCACCAAGAUCCACAGCCGCCGGUUCCGAGAGUACUGUAACCAGGUGCUGAAUAAGGAGAUAGACGAGAGCGUGACCCUGCUGCUGCAGGAGCUGGUGCGGUUCCAGGAGCGUGUGUACCAGAAGGACCCCUCCAAGGCCAAGGCCAAGCGCAGGCUGGUCAUGGGUCUGCGGGAGGUCACCAAGCACAUGAAGCUCCUCAAGAUCAAGUGUGUCAUCAUCUCCCCCAACUGCGAGAAGAUCCAGUCCAAAGGUGGUCUGGACGAAGCGCUGUACAACGUUAUCGCCAUGGCGCGGGAGCAGGAGAUCCCCUUUGUGUUCGCGCUCGGACGGAAAGCGCUGGGCCGCUGCGUCAACAAGCUGGUCCCCGUCAGCGUCGUGGGCAUCUUCAGCUUCUCUGGAGCCGAGGGGCUGUUCAACCGCCUGGUGUCCCUGACGGAGGAGGCCAGGAAGGCGUAUAAGGACAUGGUGUCGGCUCUGGAGCAGGAGCAGGCUGAGGAGGCCCUGAAGAACGUGAAGAAGGUCACGCACCACAUGGGCCACUCGCGCAACCCGUCCGCCGCCAGCGCCAUCUCCUUCUGCAGCGUCAUCUCCGAGCCCAUCUCCGAGGUCAAUGAGAAGGAGUACGAGACCAACUGGAGGAACAUGGUGGAGAUGUCUGAUGGCCUGGAACCAGCUGAGGGCAGUGUGGGGCCAGGCAGCCGGGCAGGGGCCAGAGAGAGCACGACAGCAGCCCAAAAGGAAGACGAGGGCCUCUCGGUCCCUGCACAGACAGCCCCCACCCUGACUUUAACCCCCGCGGCCCCCCAGCACGGGAAGGCCGGGGCACCGGCUGAGAAGGAGGAGGGUAAGACGGAUGACCGGUUGGAGUGGGCGUCCCAGCAGAGCACGGAGACAGGAUCCCUGGACGGGAGCUGCCGGGACCUCCUCAACUCCUCCAUCACCAGCACCACCAGCACGCUGGUGCCCGGCAUGCUGGAGGAGGGCGAUGAGGAGGACGAGGAGGAAGAGGAGGAGGAGGACUACUCGCCGGGGCCCGUCUCCGUGGACGUGCCCCUCAGCAGCCGGAUCGACUCCUGGGUCUCUGAGACGCUCGAGAACCUCCAGCUGGCCAAGAGUCCGGACAGCACGGAGGAGGAAGAGGAGGAUGAGGAGGAGGAAGAGGCCGGCGGACACAGCGACGAGGAAGGGUUGGAUUUUGCCGAAGUGGCAGAUCCGGGGCUGGAACACACUGACCAACCGUUGGAGCCCAAGAGCGUCCCGUGUUGACCGGCAACCACCACCCUCUCCAACCCUUACCGACCAACCAGCAGCUCGCCCUCCUGAGGAGGCGUCUAACUCUGCUGUGACAGGAGCUGUAUCAUCUCAGGAAUCCUGCAGACACCGACCGACAGGCUAACCAACCACCCAACCAACUGGCUCACCAACCAACCGACCCACCAAUCGUCUUCGUUCUUUUUUCAUUUUCAUAACACGCUAUUGUCAAGGGAAAGCUCUUCUGUUAGAUCCUGUUUGCAGCACCCCCACAGAAACAUUUCAUCCGCUUUUGACGCCUGUGGGAAUGAAUAUUUCUGCUAAAUAAGUUCUAAAUUGCUUGAAUAAGUAAGAGGUCGUGCCCGCCUAAUUUGUCGAGCGGCUCAAUACGGCACUCUCAUCCCAACAUUCCGUUCUGACGACCCUCUGGCUGCGCCGCUCUCCCACCGCUCCGCAUAUCUGCCAGAAACAAUGGGGAUUGGCUGGAGGGAGACUCUCUGAUGGAGAUUCCGCCCAUUUUCAUUGGCUUAGAAACGAUUCCCCAUUCCCUCCAGUCUGUCGUGCUGGAAGGCUGUAGCACAGAGCUGAUGAAAUCUGCGCUCUUAAAUCAUGAUACUGUUGAGCACACAUUCAGUUAUUUAUAUGGGUCUUCCAGAAGGUAUGCCCUACUGUUCUGCCGGGAGAAAAAUAUAUUGAUAAAGAAAAUUAAUCUGUAGGACGUUCGGAACUUGGCAACCAGAAGUGGGAAAGAAUUUAUUAAUUUAAAAACAAAAUGUAGGCUUUCUGGGUUACUCUUAAUUCAUUAAGUACUGUUUCAUUAGGGUAUUGAUUCUGAUUCAGGGCAUAGGCUAAAUCAGUGUUUGAGCUGUAUAUUUCAUUGAGCUCUGGAAAUAUAUAGUAAAGCUACUACGUAAGGAAUUAGAAGCCAGCCAAAUCUUAAGAGAAAAACAUGAUCUUUUUUUUUUGGUGUUUCUCAGAUCUGUUUUGUUUUUGUUUGUUUGUUUGUUUCUGCUGUUCAUUCUCUUAGUUAAAUAGAAAAUAAAUUGAAAGUGAUAUUACAGGACUAAAGGAAAAAUGUUGAUGUACAUACUUUGUGUAGGUUACUCUGUACCUGUCUUCUGUAAUAUUUCCCUGCUUAGAUUUAACAGCUUAAACGAGGGGGGUAUUUUUAAGUAGUUGCUUCUUGCUUCUUUUUACAGAUUUGGGUUGUUUUGUUUAUUAAUAUUUGUUUUCAUCUGGUACUCAUACUCGAUUUUGUGCCAGAAAUUAGAAUAUUUAAACUUUACGUUUUGUAGUUAUUUCGUUAACUUUAGUUAAAGUUUACUGCUCUUGUAAUGAGGAAUCAUUUAUCACAGCCUUUGUGGGGGUUAUUGUCAGAAAAACGAUAAAGCACCUCAACAUUCAGUUUGUUUUUAUGGUCAACGUUGUUUCCAUUCGGAGUGUUUUGGAGACGAGAGUGCCAGAGUGCACUGCUUGCGUUUAUGUAGUAGUAAGGUCUACACGACUGACGUGAUGGAACGCCAUUUUGACUCUGCAGCUCUGUAAACUCCCUGCUGACCUGUCUCUGUACUGGGACCCUACUUCCUUUUCAAUCCUUUUUUUUGUUCUCCUAAAAAAAAGCUUUAUUUAUUGUAUCCUUGUUUUUUUCUUAUGAUGUUGUAACUAUUGUAAUUCUAUCGAGUUUGGUUGAUGAUAACCUUUGAUAAAGUGGUGACCAAUGAAGCAAGAACCCCUGGUCCCCAACUUGACUCUCAUUGGCUGAGAGUUGUAAGCAUGAAGAUGUGGCCCCGCCUCCCGAGCCAGGGGAAAGACUGCGUGUAAUCAAUAUCAUUAAAAGUGAAGAAAAAAUGUACCCAAAAAAAAAAAAAAAGAAUAUUCACAUUGUAUUAACUUGUGUUACAUGUUGAAGUGUACUAUGAGACUAAUCACAAUGUAUUUUCACCCCUGAUGCUUUAAUAUACAAGUUUUACAAAUGAAAAAAAAAAACAUGCGUGUUGAACUGCGUAACGCGAAUCACAAUAAUGACAUGCGCUUCAGAAGAAAAAAAUAACAAGGAUUGUGUGCGGGAAUGUUCCUGAGCUUAACACGCAUGGGAAUGUGUUCGGUUGCCACGGGAGCAGUUGAAUGUUAAGAAGUAAACGUGUUGGUGCUAAAUGAAGGUCUCCUUUGUUGGAUCAAUGGUACUGUCUUUUCAGGACUUAUGUCAACUAUUACUCCAUUUUGUUUAUACUAUGUGUAUCGAGUAAUAAUAGCAAAUGCGUCCUUUGCACUAUGUAAAUACUAGUGAACUUCCUAUUGUAACUAAUGUGAAAGAAAUGGUUGUAUGCGAUACCCUUUUCAACGUAUUGCUUGUCUUUAUAUUACUAUUUAUGGCUGGUUCUUUAAAACUGUACAGCACUGGCAACUUGUAGAUGCUUCCCGUAAAAUAACUGUUAUCCAAUUUGGCUCUCGAUUGAUUAUUAAUAUUAUUAAAAUAUGUUGUUUAAGUUAA
This is a messenger RNA of Conger conger (European conger), 5965 nucleotides long. Its product is annotated as selenocysteine insertion sequence-binding protein 2-like. The transcript has 18 exons. Bases 178 to 3489 code for a protein of 1103 amino acids. Lineage: Eukaryota; Metazoa; Chordata; Actinopteri; Anguilliformes; Congridae. Gene Ontology annotation, molecular function: mRNA 3'-UTR binding; ribonucleoprotein complex binding; selenocysteine insertion sequence binding. Gene Ontology annotation, cellular component: ribonucleoprotein complex. Gene Ontology annotation, biological process: selenocysteine incorporation. The record is from RefSeq and is a predicted model, not a curated record.